AUGGAGGAGCCGAACUUGGCUGCCACCAGUGAACGUGUGCGUGAAGGUGACGAGAAUGUGGAGCGAGGUAACUGGUCCUCGAAGAUCGACUACUUGCUCUCAGUGAUCGGUUCUGCUGUGGGUUUGGGCAAUGUAUGGAGAUUCCCGUACCUGGCCUACAGAAAUGGAGGAGUUUUACAUCGUACAAGUUCAUUGGAUGGAACUGGGGAGAUAGUCUGGCAUUUAGCCCUCUGUCUGCUUCUAGCCUGGCUGAUGGUUGGGGCAGCAUUUUUGAAAGGAAUCAAAUCUUCAGGAAAGGUUGUUUAUUUCACUGCAAUUAUCCCGUAUGUGGUUCUGACGAUACUCCUGAUCCGAGGGGUUACCCUGGAGGGAGCCUCUAAAGGAAUUGAAUUCUACAUCGGAAGCCAGUCAGACUUCUCCAAACUGGCUGAUGCUCAGGUCUGGAAAGAUGCUGCAACACAAAUUUUCUACUCGACAUCAGUGGGUUGGGGCAGUUUAAUCACAUUGUCAUCCUACAACAAAUUCCACAACAACUGUUACCAAGAUACCACCAUUGUCUGUGUUGUUAAUUGUGCUACGAGUGUGUUUGCGGGAUUUAUCACCUUCUCCACUCUUGGACACAUGGCUCAUGUGCAAAACAAGCCCGUUUCAGAGGUUGCACAGUCAGGGUUUGGUUUGGCCUUUAUUGCCUACCCAGAGGCCCUUGCACAGUUGCCAUGGGCAACUUUAUGGUCCAUUUUAUUUUUCUUCAUGCUGCUCACUUUGGGACUUGACACACUGUUUGCAAGUUUUGAAACAGUAAUAACAAGCCUGCUGGACCAGUUUCCUGAGUUCCUUAGGCCAAAGCGUCUUUAUCUGACAGCUGGUCUUUGUUUGUUAUUUUAUUUCCUUGGCCUUCUGUUUGUAACACAGGGAUUCCUGACUCAGACCCCUCCACUCGAUAUCCACCUCCACAAAGUGGAACCGGGAGACUGGGUUUUGAUAAAAUCCUGGAAACCGAAGAAACUCCAAUCACUCUGGGAGGGACCGUUUCAGGUGUUACUCACCACCGAAGUUGCCAUACGAACAAAAGAAAAAGGGUGGACUCACACCGCCAGACUAAAAGGCCCGGUGUCGCCGCCCAAAGAGGACUCUUGGUCGUGUGAGGCCGGUGAUGAACCGUUGGUGGUGAAGUUAAAGAAACAUCAAAAAUGA
Messenger RNA from Hemiscyllium ocellatum (epaulette shark), 1194 nucleotides. Its product is annotated as sodium- and chloride-dependent neutral and basic amino acid transporter B(0+)-like. Gene Ontology annotation, cellular component: membrane. The transcript is spliced from 8 exons. NCBI's taxonomy places the organism in Eukaryota, Metazoa, Chordata, Chondrichthyes, Orectolobiformes, Hemiscylliidae. The record is from RefSeq and is a predicted model, not a curated record. Bases 1 to 1194 code for a protein of 397 amino acids. Gene Ontology annotation, biological process: sodium ion transmembrane transport.